Molecule: messenger RNA, 1323 nt
Organism: Ascochyta rabiei
Lineage: Eukaryota; Fungi; Ascomycota; Dothideomycetes; Pleosporales; Didymellaceae
Exons: 2
Coding region: 1-1323 (440 amino acids)
Molecular function (GO): protein binding
Source: RefSeq, a predicted model, not a curated record
AUGGUAUUCUUGGAUAUCUGCGAUUCGCUUCCGACUGUACCUGGACGUGCUCUGAUGACCACCCACACAAACUACCUCCCCGAUGAGAUUUUACUCGAGGUGCUGGCCUACAUCGAGGCGUGGGAUACUCGCGGGAAGCAAGCCACGCUCGCGCGCUUCUGCGCCGUGAACCGGCAAUGGUACGAUGUCGCAAUACGACCCCUCUACGCAUCGCCCUUCCUCGCUGGCCGCGCCUAUGACCUCUUCGUGCGCACCAUCUGCCCCUCGGUCCUCGCGCACAUCAAACCCACGUCCCUCUCCAGCCUGAUCCGCGUACUUGACCUCUCGCACAUCAUCCACCAAGGCACAAAGUCGACGACUGCCCGCCUGCUCGGCCGCACCAAAGCCGGACUACAGAUCUUCAUCGCCCCACAGGCGAGCUUUGCGGUCAACUGCUGGGCGAGCUUGUCGAAAUGUGAGAGGCUGAAGGUGCUGGACCUGAGCCUCGUGAGCGAGUGCAUAAGCUUCCAAUCGCUUGCGCAAACGCUGCGACGGCUGGGCCAACUCGAAGCCAUCUACCUGCCGCGCUGCACAAGCAACUACGAGGGCCUGGCGCUGAGCAUGAACGUACGGUGGCCGCCGAAACUCAAGCACCUCUCCCUCUCGGGGUCCAUCUACGGCAGAUUCCUCUGGGACCUGCUGCGCCAACCCGACCACUUCCCACCGAGUCUGCACAGCCUCUCGAUCCUGCACUCGCCGGGACUAGACCACCUCGGCAUCCGGCCGCUACUGCAGAACCUCGAGCACAGCCUGACGACCGUCGAGCUCCGCGACCUGCCCAACGUCAAGCACGGCCGCCUCAACUCGGUCCUGGAGUGGCUCCCGCACCUCACCACCCUCACCAUCGCCCUCGACUACAUCGACUGCCGCUUCGGCCACAUGCCCCUGGACUGGACGCCCGCGCAGUGGGAAUCCUCGGUCCCGCUGCAAAGCCUAACCCUCGUGACCAGCGGCCAAACCUCCAUCGACCCCAGCCGCUGCUUCACCGCCGUAGACCUGUACACGCUCAUCGACGAGCGCUAUCUCGGGCGUCUGCGCUACCUGAACAUUGCCCAGAGCACCGAGUGGGAGAACGAGCAGGAAGGCGCCGAGAUUGGCGCCCUGGAGAUGCUGCUGUGCGAGGACCUGGACCGCGAGAACUGGGAGAAGCGCCGCUGGCACUACGCUGAUUUGGAUGGCAAUGCAAAUGCAAAUGCAAAUGCAGUCACGCGGUAUGAGGACUGGCUUCGCACGGCGCAGGGGAGGCGGAUGGCGCCUCGGCUGAGGAUGUUGAAGGAUAGGUGA